Molecule: messenger RNA, 1335 nt
Organism: Nanorana parkeri
Lineage: Eukaryota; Metazoa; Chordata; Amphibia; Anura; Dicroglossidae
Product: calpain-9-like
Exons: 15
Coding region: 1-1335 (444 amino acids)
Biological process (GO): proteolysis
Cellular component (GO): cytoplasm
Molecular function (GO): calcium-dependent cysteine-type endopeptidase activity; calcium ion binding
Source: RefSeq, a predicted model, not a curated record
AUGUACUUAAUUUCUCCAGAAUGGAGUUCCAUUGAUCCAGCAGAGAGAAAGCGUCUAUGUCAAACAUCUCUUGAUGAUGGUGAAUUCUGGAUGAAGUUUGAGGACUUUAAAAUAUACUUCGAUAAAGUUGAGAUUUGCAACCUCACCCCUGAUGCACUAGAAGAUGACACAGAUCAUAAAUGGGAAGUGACUGUCCAUCAAGGAAGCUGGGUCAGAGGCUCCACAGCUGGAGGAUGCCGUAAUUUCCUAGAAACCUUUUGGACAAAUCCCCAGAUUAAGUUGAGCCUCAAAGAGAAGGAUGACGGACACAAUGAGUGUACCUUUAUUGCAGCUUUGAUGCAAAAGAACAGGCGGAAGUUGAAAAAAGUGGGAGCUGAAAUGUUAACUGUAGGAUAUGCAAUUUAUCAGUGUCCUGGAGGUCAGUCCCAGAUGACAAAAGAUUUUUUCAAGUUCAAUGGAUCUAAAGCAAGAAGCAAAACGUAUAUAAAUUUGAGAGAGAUCUCCCAAAGAUUUAUACUUCCACCUGGAGACUACAUGAUUAUUCCUACAACAUUUGAGCCGCAUCAAGAAGCAGAUUUUUGUCUUAGAAUAUUUUCAGAGAAGAAAAUGGAGAUUAAGGAGAUGGAAGGAGAUAUAACUGUGGAUAUUCCUGAUCCACCGAAACCAAAUCCCCCACAUAAGGAGACUGAAGAAGAAAGACAAUUCCGUACCUUGUUUGAACAAAUUGCUGGAGAGGACAUGAAGGUUAGUGCUGAAGAGCUGCAAUAUAUUCUGAAUGCUGUUCUACAAAGAACAAAGAAUAUAAAGUUUGAGGAACUAAGUCUCCUGUCCUGUGUAAACAUAAUCUCUCUUAUGGAUACUAGCGCCAAUGGAAAACUUGGAUUCGAGGAGUUCAAAAUCUUCUGGGACAAGCUGAAAAACUGGAUUAAUAUAUUUCUCCAGCAUGACAAUGACAAGUCAGGAACGAUGUGUUCAUAUGAGCUACGACUGGCCUUUAAAGCAGCAGGGUUUCAGCUUAACAACGCAGUGUUGCAACUGAUUGUCCUAAGAUAUGCUGAUGACCAUUACCAGAUAGAAUUUGAUGAUUUCCUGAAUUGUUUGAUUCGUCUGGAAAAUUCUUUUCGUGUGUUCAACUCACUUAACAGUUUCAAGAAUGAUACAAUUAGUUUAAAUCAAGCAGAGAAAUUCAGAACUGUCUUGUAUCUUGUACACCUUUUCUGUGUUAUCUCAAAAAGACUGGGUGUGGUGGGUCUGUUUGGGAGGGCUGACAACACUCCGUUCACAGAAAUGGUCUUUACAGUGAUAAAACCUUUGGAGAUGUGCUGCGUAUUUUAA